AUGUCGAAGGCCGCCAAGAAGAAGUCAAGCAAGAAGGCUAGAUCUGGAUCCGAAGUCGCUUCGUUCGACCAAAAAACCAUUAAUGAGUUUAAGGAGGCUUUCGGCAUUAUGGAUCAGAACAAGGAUGGAAUUAUUGACAAGAACGAUCUCAAGGAUUUGUACGCCAUGAUGGGACAGAUCGCUUCUGAGAAGCAAAUUGAGGACAUGAUCAAGGAAGCUCCAGGACCAAUCAACUUCACCGUCUUUUUGACAUUGUUCGGAGAGCGAUUGACAGGAACUGAUCCCGAAGCCACGAUUGUCGGUGCAUUUGCCAUGUUCGACAAGAAGGACUGUGGAAAGCUUAAGGAGGAAGAAUUGAUAAAGAUCCUCCAAAACAAGCGAGGAGAGCCCCUUGAUGAGGACGAGAUCAAGGCUAUGUACAAGGGCAAACCUCCAAUUGAGAACAACGAAGUCGAUUACAAGGCGUUCGCUCACCUUAUCACCACUGGUGCUCAAGACGAACUUGCAGCUGCAUAA
Messenger RNA from Strongylus vulgaris, 516 nucleotides. The record is from the annotation of a GenBank genome assembly. Lineage: Eukaryota; Metazoa; Nematoda; Chromadorea; Rhabditida; Strongylidae.